AUGGCACCCAAACGCAGAACAGACACCGAAGAUACCAUCGAUAAAAGGCGUGCACGACGCCCUCAAGUUAUCCUCCGUACCCUCCCUCCCAUAAUCUUCUCGACCCCAAACAACGCCCUUACCUUCCAGCUCACCAUGUCCGUCCCAGGAGUUAAGCCCUCGUCUUCCACCACGUCACCGAUCGACACUCGUCCCUCCUCCUUGGAGCAGACCUUUGGCAUUAACACUCACAAGAUGUACGAAGACUCGCAGGUCGUGGAGCGCGAGUUUCAGCGCGUCAAGACCGACCUCACCACCAAGAGUCAGACCCUCGACGAGAAAAUCACCGGGCUCGAGACGCGCCUCACGGCCAAGAUCGACGCACAGAAGGCCUACGUGGACGAAAAGCUCGGUGCAACGAAGACCUACGUGGACGGCAAAUUCAAGAAACAGGAGGAGCAGUUGUCGCAGAUGCAACUGAACCUCGACCUUCGGCUAGACGACCAUUUCGACAUUGUCGACAACUUCUCGAAGAAGACUGAGCAGUGGUGUAACAAGCAUGCGGAACUUGUUGAUGGGAACUUCCGCGCGGUGGACAAGCGGUUCGACGAGAUGCAGAAGAACGUCGAUGAACGCUUCAGCAAGGUCGAUGAGCGGUUCGACGCUCUUGAGAAGCGGUUUGACGGUCUCCAGGAUUUGCUCCAGCGCCUGCUCAUCCAAGGUGGCGCCUCCCCUACUUCCUUCACCCCUCAGUCCUCCCAAGAACCCCUCCCUCCCUUGUCCCUUCCAACAGUCACCGUGAGCGCCCCGUCUUCUCCUGUUGCAGGCCCCUCGAGCGCACGAAGCCGUUCCCGCCCGCCUUCUACGACGACUCGCGAUGCAGCUUCCAUCCGCAGCGGCGAGCAGCGCCCCGACACCAUCGCAAGCGUGUUUCGCAGUAUCAAACGUCUCGCAUCGAAGGGUCUCAUCAAGAGCAAGGAGCGUCUGGAUCAGUGA
Molecule: messenger RNA, 975 nt
Organism: Dichomitus squalens LYAD-421 SS1
Lineage: Eukaryota; Fungi; Basidiomycota; Agaricomycetes; Polyporales; Polyporaceae
Exons: 2
Coding region: 1-975 (324 amino acids)
Source: RefSeq, a predicted model, not a curated record